UGCAGCACAUUAUUUUGUAUCGUUAUUUUUUUCCGUUCCAAAAUGUUUUUCACUCUUAUUUAAUGUAUCUAAGUUCGUGUUAAUAUAAAUGAGGCACAACUGUGCCGUGGUCGAUCGACGUGAAUGGUGCUAAUGUGAGCGCUAAAAGAGAAGAUUGUCCUCUCGUGUCAUUUGUUGCGUCUUUGGCUGUGGAGUUGUUCCCUGUCGAGCAAGGCUAACUGGCACUUCGAUUAAUUCCAUGUCGCUACGUUCAUAGGAUAAACGGCAGCGGAUUAACCGUUGAAUAUAACACCGGGCGAGUUACCACAGCGAUAUCUACAUUGCAUCUGACGGGGGAGAGUAUCGACCAGUGCGGCUUUCAAAGCUAACGCUAAACUUAGCUUACGUCCACUAAGUCACUGACAUGACAGACGUUACUUUUUUGCGAAAUAAGCACCGUGGCGGGCUAUGAGAGCGGGUAAUGGGGGACAGUCGAUGUCAAGACGUGGACUACCUCAUCCAAGACGAGGACACGCUGAUCGAGGGCGUGAGCAACCAGGUCUUGUUUGUCGUUGUGCUCAGUGUCGCCUUCCUGGCAGGCAUCCUGACCCUGCUCUGUAGACAAGAACAGCAGAACAUUCAUCCUGAGAAUCAGGAGCACGUCCGAGCAGUCCGACAGCAGCUACAGUCAGAGCAGGAUGAAAACCCUCAGCCCGAGGUACGGCAGCAGUUUUACACCGACAUGUCGUGUCCUGUGUGUUUGCAACAGGCUGUCCUCCCAGUCGAAACCAACUGUGGGCAUCUUUUUUGUGGUUCCUGCAUUAUAGCCUACUGGAGAUACGGCACAUGGUUGGGUGCCAUCAGCUGUCCCAUUUGCAGACAGAUAGUGACAUUGCUCUUCCCGCUUUUUCAUGAGCAUGCAACUCCUCAGAGGGUCCAGGAUGGCGAAGCGGAGCCUCUGCUAAUAUUACGAGACAUCAACGAUUAUAACCGCAGGUUUUCUGGGCAACCAAGAUCUUUACUGGACCGGCUGCGAGACGUGCCCACCCUCCUCCGUCAUGCCUUUCGCGAGAUGUUUUCCGUCGGCGGCCUCUUCUGGAUGUUUCGCAUCCGGAUUCUUCUCUGCCUAAUCGGGGCGAUCACAUAUCUGGCGUCACCUCUCGACAUCCUCCCUGAAGCACUUUUUGGACUGCUUGGGUUUAUGGACGAUUUCUUUGUGAUCCUCUUGCUCUUCGUGUACAUCUCCAUAAUGUACAGAGAGGUGGUCACGCAGAGACUGAACGCUUAGGGGGCCGACUCUUCCACGUGCCAUGUUCAUGUUUACGUCACAGAGGGAACCGUGAACUCAACUGAAGCGGGUGCAGAGUCUGUAAUUAAUGUUGCUGCUCUUAAUCAGCUAUUCUUUAGUGCAGUUUAAAAAUACUACAAUCAGUUGCAAAAAAAAUGUUAAGUUAAUGUCUGUGGAAUAAAAGUUG
This is a messenger RNA of Synchiropus splendidus (mandarinfish), 1454 nucleotides long. RefSeq names its product ring finger protein 170 (gene rnf170). The transcript is spliced from 7 exons. The record is from RefSeq and is a predicted model, not a curated record. Gene Ontology annotation, molecular function: ubiquitin protein ligase activity. NCBI's taxonomy places the organism in Eukaryota, Metazoa, Chordata, Actinopteri, Syngnathiformes, Callionymidae. Bases 461 to 1267 code for a protein of 268 amino acids.